Molecule: messenger RNA, 1682 nt
Organism: Pristis pectinata (smalltooth sawfish)
Lineage: Eukaryota; Metazoa; Chordata; Chondrichthyes; Rhinopristiformes; Pristidae
Product: membrane-associated progesterone receptor component 1-like
Exons: 3
Coding region: 42-599 (185 amino acids)
Cellular component (GO): membrane; endomembrane system
Source: RefSeq, a predicted model, not a curated record
GGUCGCGCCCGCGCUCUCAGCUGACGGAGAGCCCGGGUAAGAUGGCGGAGGAAGCGGUGGCGAGCCCGGUGGGGUCCGGGGUGCUGCAGGAGAUCUUCACUAGCCCGCUCAACGUCAGCCUCCUGUUCCUCUGCCUCUUCCUCCUCUACAAGAUCGUGCGGGGCGACCGGCCUCCGGCGGACGACGAGGCGGACGAAGGGGAGAAGCUGCCCCGCCUGCGGAGGGACUUCACCCCGGCCGAGCUGCGGCAGUUCGACGGCAGGCAGGACCCGCGGAUCCUCAUCGCCGUCAGGGGCAAGGUCUUCGAUGUGACCAGCGCCAAAAAGUUCUACGGAGAAGGUGCUCCUUACGGUGUGUUUGCUGGAAGAGAUGCGUCAAGGGGCCUUGCUACAUUUUGUCUGGACAAAGAGGCACUGAGGGAAGAAUAUGAUGACUUGUCUGAUCUUAAUGCUAUGCAGUUGGAAAGUCUUCAAGAGUGGGAAAUGCAGUUCAAUCAGAGGUACAACUACAUUGGAAAACUCCUGAAGCCUGGAGAAGAGCCAACAGAAUACACAGAUGAAGAAGAUACAAAAGAAGCUAAAGAAUUGAAGAAGGAGUGAAGUUCUGCAGUUUAGAGAGAUCUAUUUUUGUAGAAUCGAUUACAUGACAAGAACAUUGAAUUUUUGGAGUAAAUUUCUUUGGGCCAGGGAGGGCAUGAUUUUCACAACAGUUCAGAACUCAUCACAUCGGCAAAUGUUUUUUGUUCGGAGUAGCGAGUGAACGUUUGAAGAAGAAUGUUAAGUUGUAUGUAGGAGGUUUGUCAUUCCAAAUAACAUUGAACCUGAAAUAUUGUAAAAGCAUACUAACACUCGUCAUCCCAGUCAAAAUAGGGCAGCUCAGUCUAAUAAUCAAGCUGCUCAGUUCAGGUUUCUCUGAAAUGUCUGAAAUAUUUGGCUCAUUUCUUUAAAGUUAGAGGAUUCAAGGCCUUUGCUACAUUUUGGUAAUUAAGUUCAUGGAAGUCACUACAUGGAAAUGGACUACUUAGUCCAUCCAUUUGAUAUCAACAAUUACCUUUCACGAGAGCUUUUUAUGUUACUCACAUUCCUGCAGAGCUAAUCUAUAUUAGUUUGAUGUUGAGCCUCUGCCUGUGUUGCCAGAGAAAUGAGCAACAUAAAGCCAAAUUACUGUUGUAUAGAGUCACUGUAAAACCAGCUGUUAAUUUUGUUCAGUGGUGUAAUUUUUCUUUUCUUUAUGCAACACAGCCCUUCUAAUCAGGUGUGGUGCCUCGGUGGCAGUUUGUAACAACUUAACACGAUAAGACAGAUAAUUUCUAAGGGUUGAUUUUGCAAGAUCUGUCACGUAAGAGUCCAUUGGUUAAAACCACGUUUUCUUUAAAAUAAUGAGCUUAUGAACCAAAUCAUUUUAAUAUGCGUGCAAAAUUAUUCCAACAGGAUGCUUAGUUACAGUAUUUUUUUCCUAAUUGAAGGAAUAACGAUUUUUUAUCUGUGUUCUUAUCUGAUACAUUACAGUCAUCACAUGUAGAAGACUGAAAUGUGAUUUGUUUAAGGGAUUGACUUUUUUAAAAAAAUUAAACACCCAUGUAUCUACUAACAAAAUAUUAUUGAACCUGUUCAAACAUAUACCAGGUAAUACUGGAAGCCUUUCUAUCUAUUUGUUGAAAUAAAGAAUGUCGCUUCUUGGAA